This is a messenger RNA of Pristis pectinata (smalltooth sawfish), 1137 nucleotides long. It is a transcript of the gene spp2, whose product is annotated as secreted phosphoprotein 2. Lineage: Eukaryota; Metazoa; Chordata; Chondrichthyes; Rhinopristiformes; Pristidae. The transcript has 6 exons. Gene Ontology annotation, biological process: bone remodeling. The record is from RefSeq and is a predicted model, not a curated record. Gene Ontology annotation, cellular component: extracellular region. Bases 115 to 609 code for a protein of 164 amino acids.
UGUGGUGGAGGUGCAGGAUAUAAAGACCGAAGGCAGCAAGGUGAAGGCAGAUCGAGAGAGAGAAGCAGCUCCUUUACUCUGAGAAACCAGCUGGUUGAUCCCACACGAGGCAGAAUGAAAUCCUUCCUUCUCGCCAUCGUUGCCGUGCAGAUCCUCCACUGCUUAGGAAUGCCAAGCACCAAGGAAGCUCUGAGAGCCUCAGUUGUAAAGCUGAAUGAAAUCACCGAGAUCACCAACCUCUGUGGUAUCACCAGGAGGGGUGUGACAAAUGUUUAUCGCACCGGCAAACUGUCAUACAAUGUGGAUCUGACAUUCUCUGUGAGAGAAACCAUCUGCUCAAAAAAUUCUGGAUGGGAAUUUGAUGAUUCCAUCUGUCUUUUCCGCCCCAGAAGGAUUGCUGAGAGAGGUUUUUGCAAAAGCCGUGUGGGAUAUUUUGCUGAUAAAGUGGCUUAUGUUGAUGUGAAGUGUGAUGGUUUGAAGACAGUUGACAGUGAGAGUGACUCAUCAGAAUCAAGUGAAACCAAUUUUGAGGGAAAUAGCAAGUCAGAAGAAGCAUCCCUGCAUGAGUCUUCAAACGAAAGCUUUAUGGAUUCAAAAUCCUGGCACUAACCAUAAAUGAAACUCCUGAGAGCCUGAGCUCAGUGCGAACACAAGAAAACUUCAUUCAGAAUAAAAAUGUUGUUAUCAAUUCUACAUGUUCAUAUAAAAGGGGCACCUGGGGUUCUUGACUCUAACAUUCUACUGUAACCGCAAGAUUUCAUUGAUUGUAAAUGUUUUGUACUUCCAUGUCUUAUGCUCGUGUAUUGUGUAAUCAUCUUGUAGACUGUGGAUCAAAUUGAAGUGUAAGUUUUUGUGGUAUUAUGUACGACUGUUGUCCAUUCUACUCUGGUUUCAAUAACUAAUGCCUGCUUGUUGACCUAGGCUUUGUCCUGCCAUCCUAUUUUCUGACAAGAUGACCUAUUUCACCACCCAGCAGGUUGACUGGUUUACUACUGAGCAGAUCAUUGAACUGGUCGGUUUUGGACUUCUUGUACUGCAAUCACAUAUUCUUGGCUUUUAUACCAGAAAACAUUAGAACUAUUGUUUUUGCAGACAUGUAUCCUUUUUUCUUGAAAACAGAUGAAUAAAUUACAUCUA